GCAGCGGCAGCUACAGGAUGGCAGCGGAGGCUGCGGCGACCCCCGCCCCGGGAGGCUCCGGCCCCGGCAUGGACGCCCGGCUGGACAGGGAGACGGCGCAGUGGCUGCGCUGGGACCAGAAUCCUUUAACUUUGGAGACAGUAAAACAACUAAUUGCAGAAGGUAAUAAAGAAGAACUACAGAAAUGUUUUGGGGCUCGGAUGGAAUUUGGGACAGCAGGCCUCCGAGCUCCUAUGGGAGCUGGCAUUUCUUGUAUGAAUGACUUGACCAUCAUCCAGACUACACAGGGAUUUUGCAGAUACCUGGAAAAACAGUUUGGUGACCUGAAGCAGAGGGGUGUGGUGAUCAGCUUUGAUGCCCGAGCUCACCCCCCCAGUGGAGGCAGCAGCAAAAGGUUUGCUCGACUUGCUGCAACCACCUUCAUCAGCCAGGGGAUUCCUGUGCACCUAUUUUCUGAUAUAACCCCCACUCCCUUUGUGCCCUAUACUGUGUCACAUUUGAAACUUUGUGCUGGGAUCAUGAUCACUGCCUCCCACAAUCCAAAGGAAGACAAUGGUUACAAGGUCUACUGGGACAAUGGAGCCCAGAUCAUCUCUCCACACGAUAAAGGGAUUUCUCAAGCUAUUGAAGAAAAUUUAGAGCCCUGGCCUCAGGCUUGGGAUGAUUCUGUUCUUGAUGGCAGCCCCCUGCUUCACAACCCCAGCACGUCCAUCAAUAACGACUACUUCGAAGACCUUAAAAAAUACUGUUUUCACAGGAAGGUGAACAAGGAAGCCAAAGUGAAGUUUGUGCACACGUCAGUCCACGGAGUGGGACAUGACUUCGUGCAGUCAGCAUUUAAGGCUUUUGACCUGGCUCCACCAGAAGCUGUUCCCCAGCAGAGAAAGCCGGAUCCCCAGUUCCCAACCGUCAAGUACCCCAACCCCGAAGAGGGUAAAGGUGUCUUGACCUUGUCUUUUGCUUUGGCUGACAAAAUCAAAGCCAACAUUGUUUUAGCAAACGACCCGGAUGCAGAUCGACUUGCUGUGGCAGAAAAGCAAGACAGUGGUGAAUGGAGAGUGUUUUCAGGCAAUGAGCUGGGGGCCCUCUUGGGCUGGUGGCUCUUUACAUGUUGGAAAGAAAAGAACCCAGAUCGCAGUGCCCUCAAAGACACUUACAUGUUAUCCAGCACUGUGUCUUCCAAAAUCUUGCGGGCCAUUGCCUUAAAGGAGGGCUUCCACUUUGAGGAAACAUUAACUGGCUUUAAGUGGAUGGGGAACAGAGCCAAACAGCUAAUAGACCAGGGAAAGACUGUCUUAUUUGCAUUUGAAGAAGCUAUUGGGUACAUGUGCUGCCCUUUCGUUCUGGACAAAGAUGGAGUCAGUGCUGCUGUCAUAAGUGCAGAGUUGGCGAGCUUCCUAGCAACCAAGAAUUUGUCUCUGUCUCAGCAGCUGAAGGCCAUCUAUGUGGAGUAUGGCUACCAUAUUACCAAAGCUUCAUAUUUUAUCUGCCACGAUCAAGGCACCAUUCAAAAAUUAUUUGGUAACUUAAGAAACUAUGAUGGGAAGAAUAAUUAUCCAAAAACUUGUGGCAAAUUUGAAAUCUCUGCCAUUAGGGACCUUACAACUGGAUAUGAUGACAGCCAAUCUGAUAAAAAAGCAGUUCUUCCUACUAGUAAGAGCAGCCAGAUGAUCACAUUCACCUUUGUUAAUGGAUGUGUGGCCACAAUGAGGACCAGUGGGACAGAGCCCAAGAUCAAGUAUUACGCGGAGCUGUGUGCCCCACCAGGUAACAGUGAUCCUGAGCAACUGAAGAAGGAACUGAAUGACCUUGUUGAUGCUAUUGAAGAAAACUUUUUCCAGCCACAGAAGUAUCAUCUGCAGCCAAAGGCAGAGUGAAGGACUCUGGUCUGAAUGGAUUUACUUUUACCUCCAGUUAAGCAGAACUUGACUUUUUUAAGCAAUAUGUCUAAGGGCCAAGCAAUUCAAAUUAUCACUCUUAAAUAUUUACAUAGCUUAUGGAGAUACGUUUUCCUCCUUGUUUUAUGUUUAUUCUUUAAGAACUUGAGGAAAAGUAAGCAAACAUCUUUAUUAAAAUGCUGCCAUGAGCCGGCAUCCUAUGGUAUAAUUCUAGUGAUUCAGAAGACUGAGAUACAAGAAGGAUCCAUUUGAAGUCAGCCUGACAGGAAAGUCUGUAAGACUCCUAU
Dipodomys spectabilis (banner-tailed kangaroo rat) is the source of this 2185-nucleotide messenger RNA. RefSeq names its product phosphoglucomutase 2 (gene Pgm2). The record is from RefSeq and is a predicted model, not a curated record. The transcript is spliced from 14 exons. The coding region runs from base 18 to 1877 and encodes 619 amino acids. Gene Ontology annotation, molecular function: phosphopentomutase activity; magnesium ion binding. Gene Ontology annotation, biological process: carbohydrate metabolic process; purine ribonucleoside salvage. Lineage: Eukaryota; Metazoa; Chordata; Mammalia; Rodentia; Heteromyidae.